Notolabrus celidotus (New Zealand spotty) is the source of this 4451-nucleotide messenger RNA. RefSeq names its product transient receptor potential cation channel subfamily M member 4-like. Gene Ontology annotation, molecular function: calcium-activated cation channel activity; ligand-gated calcium channel activity. Gene Ontology annotation, biological process: calcium ion transmembrane transport. The transcript has 28 exons. Gene Ontology annotation, cellular component: membrane. The coding region runs from base 229 to 4008 and encodes 1259 amino acids. Lineage: Eukaryota; Metazoa; Chordata; Actinopteri; Labriformes; Labridae. The record is from RefSeq and is a predicted model, not a curated record.
CCAUGCUCUGCAGGUUGUCUCUCUCCUGUACAAACCACACCCUCACCUGUUUAGCGUGUCUGCUCUGCACCCACUGUCCUGAAAUGGCAUUUCCCUAUUAUUUUUUGGGCACAUUCUGUUACACCAAUCUUAGGAAAUGAGCUUCAUCCGUGGAAAAUGGUAAGGAAGAAACCCUGAAGCCUUUCCCUCCGUUAUCUGUGACUGAGGCGAACAGAGAGGAAGACAACAAUGAGAGACCCAGGAGGAGAAGGAGGAGGCAGCGGAGACAAAAUCAGUAAAUCUGAGAAGGACCAAAGCUGGAUCCCAAAAAUCAUCAAGAAGAGAUUAUGCACCACCUUUGUAGAGGAUUCUUUCAGCAAUGGUGCUCUGUGUCAGUGUGGUGGUGCGAGAGACACUCAUGCCUCCGUGGCUUUGGGUGACUUCUUCAGCUCAGCCAUUGUCAACCACUGGGACACCGCCCAGCACUCCUCUGAAUACCCGACUGAUGCCUUUGGAGAGUUGCAGUUUGCAGGAGCCAGCAAGAGGCACAGCUAUUUCCUGCGUCUGUCAUGGGACACGCCCCCAUCGAUGGUGUACACCCUGAUGACAGCUCACUGGGGUCUUCCUUCCCCAAACUUGGUGGUUUCUGUGGUGGGUGGAGAAGGCAGGACAAAGGUGAAGACGUGGGUGCGGGAGGUGCUCAGGCAGGGGCUGGUGAAAGCCUCACAAAGCACAGGAGCGUGGAUCCUGACAGCCGGCCUGCGCGAAGGUGUUGGCAGGUGUGUAGGAGAGGCGGUGAGGGAUCAUGCCACCGCAGCCUCAUCCGUCUCCCUCAACAAGGUGGUGGCGCUGGGCAUUGCUCCCUGGGGCCUGGUGCACAACCGACAGCAGCUGGUCAACGCUCAGGGAAGCUUUCCUGCUAAAUACUACGUCCAAAACACAACCCGGGAUUCCUGUUGCCUCGACAACAACUACCAGGCCUUCCUGCUUGUAGACGAUGGGAGUGUGGGGCGCAGAGGAGGAGAGACGGGGUUGAGGGCCAAACUGGAGGACUACAUUUCCCACCAGCGCACAGGCAUCUGGGGCAGUGGCAGCAUUGACAUCCCUGUCCUCUGUAUGCUGGUGUCAGGAGACAUAAGCAUGCUGGAGAGAGUGGAUCUGUCUCUGAAGACCUCUAUGCCCUGGCUGGUGCUGGCUGGCUCAGGAGGCCUGGCCGACUUCUUGAGCGACGUCUUGGAAAAUCUGUCGUCGGCCCCCGUGGUGCAGUCGUCAGGCGAGGGAGAGGGCGAAGCAGGACCCAGCGUGGAUCUGAAGGACAGAGUGGCCGAACGAGUUAAGAAGCACUUCCCUGCUGAAACGGAGCCGGACAAACAAGUUGAACGAGUUCUGAGCAUCUACCAAAACAGAGACUUCAUCACAAUCUAUCACGGAGAGCAGGAGGGUCCAAAUGAGUUUGAUACAGUCCUGCUUAAAGCCUUGGUGGGAGCAAGCAAGCAUCGUGCGUCAGUGGAUGCCAGCCCUUACAAUGAAGAGCUGAAGCUAGCGGUCACAUGGAACAGGGUUGACAUCGCUAAGAGCGAACUCUUCAACGGAGACAUCCAGUGGAGGUAUGAAGAUUUGGAGGACUCUAUGACGGACGCUCUGAUCAACGACAAGCCUCAAUUUGUGCGUCUCUUCACCGAGAACGGCCUCAACAUCCUGGACUACCUGACGUACGGCAGGCUGGAGAGCCUCUACCGCUCUGUGGCUGACGGCACAGUGCUUUAUCAACUGCUUCAGCGCCGCCUGGUGGAGCGACUGGGAACUACAGCAAGCUCAUCAAACCCGCCGGAGUCUCCAUCCAAAGUGGCAGCAGAGAACGUACAGAGCGGACCUGGGACUGAGAUUAGCCUGUUUGAGGUUUCAGGGGUCCUGGAGCUGUUAAUGGGGGAUGUCUGCCAGCCAUUUUACUACACUGCUAUUGGCUUAGAACAGAUCUCAUCCAAGAGAAGAGCUCUCAGGAGGGCCAGUAAGCUGCUGCGUGAAAACAGUCCCUAUAGAAUGAAUCGCUGCCUCUAUCCCUGGGCUUCUCUCUUCAUCUGGGCCGUGCUGCAGAACCGCAGCGAGAUGGCCACCUUCUUCUGGGAGAUGGCAGGCGAGUCAGUGCUGAGUGCUCUGAGCGGCUGUAAGAUACUGAGGGAACUGUCCAAGCUGGAGGUCGAGACUGAGACCAAACUGUCCAUGAAGGAGCUUGCUCAGAGGUUUGAGAACCUGGCACACGACGUCUUCAGCUCGUGCUAUCGCAGCAACGAGAGUCGCUCUUUCACUCUGCUGAUCAGGAAAUCUCCUGUUUGGGGUGGCACCACCUGCCUCCAGAUGGGCAUGGGUGCUGACGCACGGCUAUUCUUUAGCCAUGACGGAGUACAGUCUCUGUUGUCACAGAUCUGGUGGGGCGACAUGAAGAGGAACACAGAAGUGUGGAAGCUCCUGCUUGCCUUUUUCGUCCCCGUUCUCUGUUACACCAACCUCAUCUCCUUCAGGGAAGAGGAAGAGCAUCAACAAGAGGAGCAGGGGAAGCCCAAUGAGGACGGUCAGGGCAGGGACAGUGACAGCCUCUACGGCACGACAAUCUUCUCUUUCUCAGAUAUUAAGCAUAUUGAAGCUGAUGCUCAAGGGUUCCAGUCUCCCAGGUCGGCAACCAUCAAAGGCAUACCUCAUUCUCACAAAAGACCGAAGCGUCCGUUCAUCGUGUCAAGAUGGCGCCAGUUCUGGUUCGCACCCGUAACCUCAUUUUUGGGUAACGUCCUGAUGUACUUCCUCUUCUUGCUGCUGUUUGCAUAUGUGCUUUUGGUGGAUUUCGAGCCUCCGCCGCCUGCAGGCCCGUCCUAUACUGAGUAUGUGCUGUACUUCUGGGUGUUCACCAUCGUGUGUGAGGAGAUCAGGGAGACGUUCUUUUUGGGUACGAAGACUUGGCGUCAGAGGAUCAGAGUGUACAUUCAGGACGUGUGGAACAAGUGUGACCUCAUUGCUGUCACGCUGUUCGUCAUUGGGUUAAUCUGCAGGAUGUUUAAGUGGUCGUAUGGAUUCGGCAGAGACGUCCUGUGUGUUGACUACAUGGUGUUUACCAUCCGUCUCAUUCACAUCUUUGCCAUUCACAAACAGCUGGGACCAAAAAUCAUCAUCGUCGGCAAGAUGAUGAAGGAUAUCUUCUUCUUCCUUUUCUUCCUGGGGGUGUGGCUCAUGGCAUAUGGAGUAGCCAAUCAGGCUUUGCUAUACUCCUAUGACCCUCGAUUUGAUCGCAUCCUCAGGCGGGUUUUCUACCGGCCAUAUUUGCACAUCUUUGGACAGAUUCCUGUAGAAGAGAUGGAUGUUGGGAAGCAGUGGGACAUGCCAUGCACGGACAACGUGACACUGAUUCAGAACGGUGAUGAACCAUGCAGAACUAUGUACAGUAACUGGCUGGUGGUGAUUCUGCUCGUUGUUUACCUGCUGGUCACCAAUAUUCUACUCAUUAACCUGCUCAUUGCCAUGUUCAGCAACACUUUCGCUGAGGUGCAGGGGAACAGCGACAUCUACUGGAAGUUCCAGCGCUACAACCUGAUUGUUCAAUACCACUCUCGGCCUUCCCUCGCUCCUCCUUUCAUCAUACUCUCUCAUAUCAAUCUCUUUAUCAAGAGGAACAUCCGCAAGGUGCCAUCCAUCAAGAUCCACCACUUUGUUCUGCAGUUAACAGGGAAAGCUGCUAACAGGCUAAUGACGUGGGAAACCAUCCAGAAGGAGGAUUUUCUGACUGCGCAAAACAAGGUCCAGAAAAGCAGUGACUCAGAGAGGCUCAAACGGAUGUCUGGAAAAGUGGAUGGUGUCCUGAAACAUCUGACACAGAGCAGAGACUUUGACCACAGACUGAGGGCUCUAGAGAAUGAGAUGGAGUAUUGCUCCAAUGCUCUCAGCUGGAUCGUUGAGACUUUGGCACAAGGCAGCACGUUUAAACCUCCUCGGCCUCCACCUACGUUGAGAGAUGCUUUCCCCUCCUCUUCCAGUUCUUCCUGAUUCAGCCUUCGUGAUGCAUUCGCUUACCCAGGGUUGGUUAAAAACAGCCACCCACUGGUCUUAUUGUUUUCUAGUCAUCACUAGAAUCUGUCACCAAAAAGGUGAAAUAGCUUUGAACUGAAAAAGAGUGAAAGAAAACAAUCUGUCCUUUUUACAGUAUUAAAUAAUGUAAAGAGUCAAGUUUAUGGAUUUAUGAUGUGGCAUGAUAUAUUUCAUGCUAUAUUGUUUUUAUUGCUGUAGUUUUAAUAUGAUGGCUGUCAAUCAUUUGUUGUGUUUUAUAUUUUAUUGUUACAGUGAAACCAGAUCAUAUUACAAAGACAUCUGUCGUUGCACAUUUUAAUACUUUUGUACUGUUACUUCUAGCCAAAUAAGUGCUAUAAAUCUUUUAUUUGUGCUGUAACAUUAUUCUUUUUUCCUCAAUAAAUUGUAUAUACAGUGAAUUG